Molecule: messenger RNA, 739 nt
Organism: Sphaeramia orbicularis (orbiculate cardinalfish)
Lineage: Eukaryota; Metazoa; Chordata; Actinopteri; Kurtiformes; Apogonidae
Product: myosin-11-like
Exons: 5
Coding region: 218-739 (173 amino acids)
Biological process (GO): actin filament organization
Cellular component (GO): membrane; cytoplasm; actin cytoskeleton
Molecular function (GO): microfilament motor activity; actin filament binding; ATP binding
Source: RefSeq, a predicted model, not a curated record
UGGUCUCCCUGGAGUUCAGCCUCCAUCCUGCACUGAGGACAGAACCACAGCACAACCAGACGUCCGACAGAGGUCAGAGGUCGACUCCACUCCUGCCACCACCCCAGAGGCUGACCGGGUCUCCGCCCCACCUGAACCGACAGACUCCGCCUCCUCGUCCUGCUCCUCAGAGGUCGAUUUAACCAAUAACAGCAGCAGCGGCGCUGAGGUUUCCAACAUGGCCGACCCCAACGACGACAGCAAGUUCCUGUUCCUGGAAAACGACUUCCGUAACAGCGGCGUGGCUCAGGCCGACUGGGCCGCCAAGAAGAUGGUGUGGGUGCCGUCGGAGAGGGAGGGCUUCGACGCCGCCAGCAUCAAGGAGGAGAAGGGAGACCAGCUGGUGCUGGAAUUGUCCAACGGUCAGAAGGUGACGGUGAACAAAGACGACAUCCAGAAGAUGAACCCUCCAAAGUUCAGUAAAGUGGAGGACAUGGCCGCCUUAACCUUCCUGAACGAAGCCUCCGUCCUCCACAACCUCAGAGAGAGAUACUUCUCCAGUCUGAUCUACACGUACUCGGGUUUGUUCUGCGUGGUGGUGAACCCGUACAAGAUGCUUCCCAUUUACUCGGAGAAGAUCAUCGAGAUGUACAAAGGAAAGAAACGCCACGAGGUUCCGCCGCACAUCUACUCCAUCACAGACAACGCCUACAGGAACAUGAUGCAAGACCGAGAGGAUCAGUCUAUUCUCUGCACGUGA